Molecule: messenger RNA, 886 nt
Organism: Leptonychotes weddellii (Weddell seal)
Lineage: Eukaryota; Metazoa; Chordata; Mammalia; Carnivora; Phocidae
Source: RefSeq, a predicted model, not a curated record
UGAGGUCAGAAAGGGAAACCCCGGCGGGGAGACUCGGCCCCAAAAGCGGCGGCCAUUGGAGGUGGCUGCGGCAGCUGUUUCUGCCCGAGAAGGGCUGACUCCCUGCCCCGGUGAGCCCAAAUGAGAAGUUGCUUCCUGCCGCCUGCCUCCGUCCCAGCUUCUCGCAACCCCGUCUUUCGCUCCGACCAUGUGGCCUCAUGGAUGAGCUGGUACAUGACUUAGCCUCAGCCUUGGAGCAGACAUCUGAGCAGAAUAAGCUUGGUGAGCUGUGGGAGGAGAUGGCCCUGAGCCCUCGCCAGCAGAGGCGGCAGCUUCGCAAACGGAGAGGCCGGAAGCGCCGUUCAGACUUCACUCACCUGGCAGAGCAUACCUGCUGCUACAGUGAGGCCUCUGAGUCCAGUCUCGAUGAGGCCAUUAAGGACUGUCGAGAAAUGGCCCCUGUUGCCAAUUUUAGUGACUCUGAUGACACGAUGGUAGCCAGACGGCACCCAGCUCUCAAUGCCAUGGUUAAGAGUAAGCAGCACUCUUGGCACGAAUCUGACUCCUUUACUGAAAAUGCACCAUGUCGACCGCUGCGGCGCCGGCGGAAGGUGAAGCGGGUGACAUCAGAGGUGGCUGCCAGCCUCCAGCAGAAGCUCAAGGUGUCAGAUUGGAGCUAUGAGAGAGGCUGCAGGUUCAAGUCUGCUAAGAAGCAGCGUCUGUCCCGCUGGAAGGAGAAUACUCCCUGGACCUCCUCAGGUCAUGGGUUGUGUGAGUCAGCAGAAAAUAGGACUUUCCUAAGCAAAACAGGAAGGAAAGAAAGGAUGGAGUGUGAAGCAGAUGAAGCAAAACAGGGCUCUGAUGAGAACAUGUCAGAAUGGUGAGAACUCCCUUACUCCGUCAGAGA